AUGGAGCAUGUACAAGUCGGACUAGCCAGUUUGCUGCUGAAUCCAUGUGAACGGGUGCACAAAACAUUGAUGGAGACGACGUGGAUCCGUGUCGAUUGCCAUCGCGUUUCAACGACUUUGUCAUCCAUGCGACGAUGUGCGGCGUUGAUGACGGGGAAGAGCAGUACACAAAAGCGACGUGAAUAUCUAAAGAGUCAGCGGGAUCAGCUGGACGAGAAUGGAACGUGGAGUCCGAUCGCUUUCUCAGGGCGCAAGAAUUCGAGCAUGGACACACCCCGAGCCGUGUUUAUAUGUGCGAUGGAUGAAUGGUGUAGUCUGUUUUUCGCUGGUUGCCGUCGACGAUCUAUUGGCAGCAACAAAAAUAGUAGAGAUACGAAUAUUUUGCUAUUUGCAAGCAUCUUGAACGACAGUAUAAUUCACAAGCGCCAAGAUGAAAGCGCAGGCCACAUUGUAUUUGAAGGAUUCAGUGACAGCGAUUGGGGCAGUGAUCCCGACACGCGACAAAGUGUGACCGGCGUGGUAUUCACUACUGCGGGUGGCGCGGGGUCAUGGCUCUCACGGCUUCAAAGUGUCGUUGCAAUGAUCACGGCAGAAGCAGAGUACAUCGCAACGUGCGAAGCAGCUAAGGAAUCAGCAUCGCUUCGCAACGCAAUUGAGAAACCAUCGAGCGUGGCGAACAAGAGCGUCGCAGUGGAGAUCGGCGUCGGCAACUCGAGCGCGAUGACGCUAGCAACAGAAUCGAUUAGCCGUCUAUAA
Peronospora farinosa is the source of this 756-nucleotide messenger RNA. NCBI's taxonomy places the organism in Eukaryota, Oomycota, Peronosporomycetes, Peronosporales, Peronosporaceae. The record is from the annotation of a GenBank genome assembly.